CCUUUUUCUGUCGCUCUUAGAUGACGUCACAUGGGCGGUACUUCAACGUACGUCCAACAUUAGCGGCCUGCUGCCAAUUUAGCGCCGUAAUUUUUUCCCCCCACUUUGGUGUAGGAUUUAUCGCGACACCAUGAAACUAGUCAGGUUUUUGAUGAAGCUCAGCCACGAGACGGUCACCAUCGAACUGAAGAACGGCACACAAGUCCACGGAACCAUCACAGGUGUUGACGUGAGCAUGAACACGCACCUGAAGGCGGUGAAGAUGACGCUGAAGAAUCGGGAGCCCACCCAGCUGGAGUCGCUGAGCAUCCGCGGCAACAACAUCCGCUACUUCAUCCUCCCCGACAGCCUGCCGCUGGACACGCUGCUGGUGGACAUCGAGCCCAAGAUCAAGUCCAAGAAGAGGGAAGCGGUGGCCGGCAGAGGACGGGGCAGAGGGAGAGGACGCGGCAGAGGACGGGGACGAGGACGAGGAGGUCCCAGGAGAUGAUUGCCACUCUGGAGGAUCACUGCUCACCUGCUCUGUUUUUGUACAGGAUUUUUUUUCUCUCUUCUUGUUCCUUAUUUUGUACAUUAAAAUGCUCCUCGAUGAGGGCAUGAUCUGA
This is a messenger RNA of Dunckerocampus dactyliophorus (ringed pipefish), 605 nucleotides long. It is a transcript of the gene snrpd1, whose product is annotated as small nuclear ribonucleoprotein D1 polypeptide. The record is from RefSeq and is a predicted model, not a curated record. Gene Ontology annotation, biological process: RNA processing; spliceosomal snRNP assembly. NCBI's taxonomy places the organism in Eukaryota, Metazoa, Chordata, Actinopteri, Syngnathiformes, Syngnathidae. The transcript is spliced from 4 exons. Gene Ontology annotation, cellular component: pICln-Sm protein complex; commitment complex; SMN-Sm protein complex. The coding region runs from base 131 to 490 and encodes 119 amino acids. Gene Ontology annotation, molecular function: RNA binding.